AUGACUGGAAUGAACGCCUCCGUUGCCGCGGGUUGGUAUACCUUCUCCAACCUCGGCCCCAUCACAACAACAUUCACCCCUGCCCCGAGCUGUACUGCAUCUGGGCGUGCCAUGAUCGGCUACCUGGUUGAGCAUGGAGAAUAUUUGGACCUCGUGUAUAAUGCAGAGCCCACCUCUAAAAUCAAGUUCGAUGGCUGUACGCCAUCUCCUUCGCCAACAACCACCACCGCGCCGAAGAAACCUAUUCACUUUACAUCUGAAGAACAAUAUUCUGCCUUUGUGGCUCACCAAGUGGACUGGGUGAACACAGGUGUCUACUAUUCCCCUGGCUUGCACUGCCCUUCAGACUGGGAGACGGUUGGCUUGGUAGCCCGCGACGCCAGCAGCUCGCUCAGCUCAUCGGGCAUCUAUGUUCCUACCACCACUACCACAAGUACCGACACGAAGACAACGGAUCAUUACUAUUAUCCCAGUAUCGAAUAUGAGUAUCCUGCUUCCGUGCUGAAGGGCAUCUUGGAGCCUAAGGAAACAAUGGUGGCGUGCUGUCCUAGUGGUAUGAGUGUCGAUAUGGGUGGCUAUUGUUACUCUGCAAUUGAAGGCUACAAAGUCACCGCUGGCUACCAGGUCGGCGUGGGAAUGAACUACGGCUACGGAUCGACUACGGACACCGUGACAUUUACACGAGACAGUACAACAAUCGUUGAGACCGAGUAUAUUCGGUAUGAGACGGCGACUACGUACCACACAGAUACAUUGACACAAAGCUUUGACCGCGUCGACAGGUCUUUCUACAGCGCGUUCUCUUAUGCGCCUGUGAUCACCAUGCUGCAUCACGAGUCCGAUUUGAGGUCUGCAACUGCGACUGCAUCUGCUGCUGCCGCCGCCACCACUACCUCCAAUGCUGCUGGUAGAAUCUCUGCUCGUGCGUCGCUGUGGAAUGGGCUUAGCUAUAUGGUUGGAAUCUCGGCGGUUACUGCUGCGCUGGGGGCUGCUAUGAUCUUGCCCUGGUAA
Molecule: messenger RNA, 1011 nt
Organism: Penicillium manginii
Lineage: Eukaryota; Fungi; Ascomycota; Eurotiomycetes; Eurotiales; Aspergillaceae
Exons: 2
Coding region: 1-1011 (336 amino acids)
Source: RefSeq, a predicted model, not a curated record